UGAUAUUGAUAAACUAAAACAGAUUGACUGUUUGUGUCCGCGUGUUAUUUUAGAUCAUUAAUUGUGACUGUUAAACAUCCCAAUUAACUUGUUGGUGGUUCUUAAAAUAAAAUUUUUAACCAUCUUUGUACUAUUGUUUGUUCGAUCGUUUUAAUUUUUCUCUUCUCAAUCAAAACAUCUUGGUGCAAUCAUGGGUUCUAAAGAUCCUAACGGGGAUGAAUUAAACUUCGAAGAGGAAGAGGAAGAAUGUCCAGUACCAAAAGAAAUCAAGUCAUACGUGGAAGCUGAUAGGUGGAGAGACGAGGACAAAGAGGAAGAUAUUAAGGAUAAUUGGGAUGAUGACGACGAAGAAGAGGAAGUGAAAGAAGAUCCAAAUCCUGUUGUAGUUAAAAAGAAGCCAUUAAAGGAAAGAAUUGCAGAGAAGGAAGAGAGACGACGACAAGCAGAGAUGGAAGCUGAGGCCUUAGCAAAUAAAGUCAAAACUCCUGAGGAAAUCUUGGCUGAAAAAUUAGAAGCACAAAGAUUACAAGAGGAGUCCGAUCUUAUGUUAGCGAAAGAAACUUUCGGUGUUGGUGCACCUAACUGUUUAAGCGGUGUUGAAUUAGUUACAAAGGAUAAUUUUGAAGACUUUAAAAAACUGUUAGUGGAUAAAAUGAUGUCCGCUGAAAAAUCGCCUUUAUAUAUUGGCUUUCUAGAAACUCUUUUCAGAGACUUGUGCGUUGGCCUUGAAGUUGAUGACAUCAAAAGAUUAUCAAGUAGUUUGAAUGCACUAUAUAAUGAAAAAAUCAAAGCUCAAAAGUCUGCCAAACCCAAGAAAAAGGCUUUAGUUAAGUCAUCUAUCAAAUUAGAGAGGAAUAAUCUACAACCUGAAUAUGAUGAUGAUUAUAUGAAUGAGUAUGAGGAAUUUUUGUAACCCAGACAAAUGCCACUUAGUCUUUUUUGUGUGGGCCAUUUUCAUUUUUGCAACAAAAAUGCCUGAACAUAUAUAUAUAUAUUAAUUACUAUAAUAAGAUCAAAAGAUCAGUUUUCACAUUUUUAACAGCUUUCCGUUGUUAUCAUGUUAACUCAAAUAUUUAUUUUUUCAGAAAAGUUAAA
Molecule: messenger RNA, 1095 nt
Organism: Tetranychus urticae (two-spotted spider mite)
Lineage: Eukaryota; Metazoa; Arthropoda; Arachnida; Trombidiformes; Tetranychidae
Gene: eIF3j
Product: eukaryotic translation initiation factor 3 subunit j
Cellular component (GO): eukaryotic translation initiation factor 3 complex; cytoplasm
Molecular function (GO): translation initiation factor activity
Source: RefSeq, a predicted model, not a curated record